Molecule: messenger RNA, 189 nt
Organism: Hansenula anomala
Lineage: Eukaryota; Fungi; Ascomycota; Saccharomycetes; Phaffomycetales; Wickerhamomycetaceae
Gene: QCR9
Product: ubiquinol--cytochrome-c reductase subunit 9
Exons: 1
Biological process (GO): mitochondrial electron transport, ubiquinol to cytochrome c
Source: RefSeq, a predicted model, not a curated record
UACACCAGCAUUUACAACACUUUGAUUAAAAGAAACUCUGUCUACGUUGGUACCAUCUUCGUUGGUGCUUUCGUCUUCCAAGGUUUCUUCGAUGUUGCCGUCACUAAAUUUUACGAAAACCACAACAAAGGUAAAUUAUGGAAAGAUAUCAAAGGUAAAUACCUUGAAGGUGGUGAUGAUGAAGCUGAA